AUGGCUUCUCUCUCAACAACCCUUUUAUUCCUCAGUUUCUGCUUCUCUCUCCUCUUUUUCAGCUCAUUUUCACAAGAAGACCCUCAAAAAACAUAUAUUGUGUAUAUGGGAAGCCAUCCAAAAGGGAAGGUUUCAACUUCAUCUCACCAUAUAAGAUUUUUAACGGAAACCAUUGGCAGUAAUUUUGCUCCACGGUCUUUAAUCCAUAGCUACAAGAGAAGCUUCAAUGGCUUUGUGGCUAAGCUGACUGAAGCCGAAGCCAAGAAAGUUUCGGAAAUGGAAGGGGUAAUUUCGGUAUUUCCCAAUGGAAAAAAACAACUCCACACUACAAGGUCUUGGGAUUUCAUGGGCUUCUCCGAACAAGUCAAGAGAGUUCCGGCGGUGGAAAGUAACAUCAUUGUCGGAGUAUUCGACAGCGGAAUUUGGCCGGAAUCUCCUAGCUUUGACGACGCAGGAUACGGUCCGCCGCCAGCCAAGUGGAGGGGUCGCUGUGAAGUCUCCGCCAAUUUCUCUUGCAACGAUAAAAUUAUUGGAGCGAGAUCAUAUCGGAGUAAUGGUAAACAUUUAGAGAACGACAUCAAAGGUCCAAUAGAUUCGGAUGGCCAUGGGACGCACACAGCAUCGACAGUGGCUGGAGGGUUAGUUCGGCAAGCGAGUAUGUUGGGUCUCGGCCUUGGCACGGCAAGGGGUGGAGUCCCAUCAGCACGCAUUGCUGCUUACAAAGUAUGUUGGUCCGACGGCUGCACUGACGCUGAUAUUCUUGCUGCAUUCGACGAUGCCAUUGCUGAUGGUGUUGAUAUCAUCUCUGGCUCUCUUGGGGGUUCGAGUGUGAAAGAUUACUUCAACGACUCCAUAGCCAUUGGAUCUUUCCAUGCAAUGCAGAAGGGAAUCCUCACGACAUUGGCCGUUGGAAAUAACGGGCCAGAAUUCACAACCAUUGUGAACUUCUCGCCGUGGUCGUUGUCGGUAGCCGCUAGCACCACUGAUCGAAAAUUCGAAACUAAAGUUAAGCUUGGAGAUGGACGAGAAUUCAACGGAGUCAGCGUCAAUACAUUUGACCUAAACGGAACACAAAUUCCAUUGGUUUAUGCGGGAGAUAUCCCUAAAGCUCCAUUCGACAGAUCGGUGUCGAGAAUGUGCUUCGAGAACACAGUGGACAAGGAGAGGGUAAAAGGUAAAAUUGUAGUAUGUGAUUCGUUAGCCGUUCCCGGCGGAGUUGUGGCCGUAGAAGGCGCCGCCGGAAUUAUAAUGCAAGACGAAUCCCCACAAGACGAUACCAAUUCUUAUCCAUUGCCUGCUUCUCAUGUUGGCCCAAAACCUGGCGCUCUCAUUCUCUCUUACAUCAACUCAACCAGGGUUCCAACAGCAAGUAUAAUGAAGAGCAGAGGGAGAAAACGUAAUAGAGCCCCUUUUGUUGCAUCAUUUUCUUCAAGGGGUCCAAACCCAAUAACCCCCAACAUUCUGAAGCCGGAUAUAUCAGGGCCUGGCGUUGAAAUCCUGGCAGCAUGGCCUUCCACAGUGUCACCCUCAGGAGCUGAAGAAGAUAAUAAAAGGGUUCUUUAUAACGUCAUUUCGGGCACUUCCAUGGCUUGCCCGCAUGUCACUGCCGCCGCCGCUUAUGUUAAGUCCUUCCAUCCCACUUGGUCUCCGGCUGCUCUUAAAUCAGCCCUUAUCACAACAGCAUUUCCAAUGAGCCAUAAACGUAACCCAGACGGCGAGUUAGCAUACGGCGCGGGCCACAUAAACCCACUGGGCGCAGUCCAUCCAGGCUUGAUCUACAACGCUUCAGAGACCGACUACGUGAAGUUUUUAUGUGGUCAAGGCUACUCCACCGAGUCGCUCCGGCGACUCUCCGACGACAAUGCCUCUUGCUCAGCCAACAAUUCCGGCACAGUUUUCGAACUCAACUACCCAUCCUUUGCUCUUUCCACGAACGCCUCAAACCCCAUCAGCCAAGUUUUCAGAAGAAGAGUCACAAAUGUCGGGUCGAGCUAUGCGACGUCGUAUAAAGCCGUGAUAGUUAACCCGUGGAGGGAUCUUAAAAUUACGGUGAAGCCCUCUGUUCUUUUGUUCAAGAGGUUGGGAGAGGAGCUAAGCUUUGAGGUUAGAAUUGGAGGACAAAUUAGGAAAGGUGUUGAAUCGGCGGCUUUGGUGUGGGAUGAUGGUAAGCAUAAAGUGAGGAGUCCUAUAACCGUGUUUAAUGCUAAUCUUCACUCUUUGGAUUAAUUAAGGUUCUAAAUUAUUAAUUAUAAGAUUAUUUCAUAGCUUAAUGAUUGUUAAAUUUGUUGGGCGAAAAGACGGAUUUGACCCUUGUGUGUGUUGUGAAUUCUUCUAUUGAAGAUGCACAUUUAA
Molecule: messenger RNA, 2352 nt
Organism: Cucurbita moschata (crookneck pumpkin)
Lineage: Eukaryota; Viridiplantae; Streptophyta; Magnoliopsida; Cucurbitales; Cucurbitaceae
Product: cucumisin-like
Exons: 10
Coding region: 1-2226 (741 amino acids)
Biological process (GO): proteolysis
Molecular function (GO): serine-type endopeptidase activity
Source: RefSeq, a predicted model, not a curated record